AAUACAUAUUUGGACUUCGUCGAAAUUGAAUCGUUAUUAGAUUGGAUCGCCACAAUUGUAGUGUGAAUGUAGUGUGAUUUUUGUUGCAAUUGAUUGAUCGUCGAUUUGUUUAAACGUUUUUGCACAAAACUUAACAAGCAAAGAUUCUUUUCAUUUUUCUUUGUUCGUGUUUGAAGAAACGAAGAUGAACACAUUAUUUGUGAUCGUCUUGCUUGUUGCCGCAUUCACUAAACCAGAAGUGGCUGGAAAAUCAAUGAUUUCCAAAGAUGAUGAUCGAGAUAAGGGAUUCCAAAUAUCAAAAAAUAAAAUGAAUGUGCUUCUAAACGCUAUCGGAGAGAAUGAUGUAUCAAAAGUGCGAUCUUUGAUCAGCGAAGGAAUGAAUAUGAACUUUCAAUUUGAUGGGAAAACUGCAAUUAAUAUACCCGCUCAACAAUUGGAUCGUUCAUUUUUGCUAAUUUAUUUCCAUAAUCCAGACGAUUUGUUAGAAGUGUAUUCUUCAAAGAGAAAAGGAAAGAGUGUGAGAAUUCAAUUUGAUAAGGGAGAAACUCCAGUGCAUAUAGCCGCUAAACUUGGCUUUCUAUAUAUAAUAAAGUUGUUGCUUGAUUAUGGUGGUGUAAAUGUGAACAUUUUAGACAGCAACAGUUCCACACCGCUUCAUGAAGCAGCCGAGUAUGAAUCGUGGAGUAUUGCUGAAACGCUUAUUUAUCGUGGUGCCAAAAUCAAUGCAAAGGAUGUGCAAGCAAGGACGCCACUACACUAUGCAAUUUCUGGUGGUAAUUUUGAUCCAGGACGAAUAGAGUUCAUUGAAUUCCUUAUUGGACAUGGCGCUGAUAUUGGGGCUAAGGACUCCGAUGGAUUGACGCCUCUUCAUAUCGCAGUUCAGAAAGGAUGUAUGGAUAUCGCUCAGCGUCUCAUUGAACUCGGAGCUGACGCCAUUGCCAGGGAUAAUAAAGGACGUACACCAUAUAACUAUGCAGGAUUAAUUGGUAACUUAACCUAAGAGCACUGCCUAUUUUCACUUUGGUUUCGUGAAUUCAGGAACAUUUUCUAUAUAUUCCCGGCGACUAGCGAUUGCGUCGUGAAUUUAGGACAAUGUUUCAAAAUUCCCGAAGCUUACGUGAAAAUAGAAAAUGCAUGAAUUCUUAUCUCAAAUCAAAAAUAGUCAUUGAAUUUUUAAUCGUUGUCGCUUUGUAUAUCAGGUUAUGCAGAUGAUCUAAGAUUGAACCUUGAGGCUAAUGAGAAAUUCCAAAGUAUAACUUGUGUUAUUGAAAUAAUGCUAAUCAUUCUACUUUAAUCAAAUACUUAACAUUUUCAUACGAACAUAUUUUUAAUACAAUUUUUUUGUUAAUUUUUUAGAACAUAUAUGGUUUUUUGUAUUGUGUAUUGUGACCGUAAUUCUAUUGUUCUUCAUAUGUCAAAUAUUUGCCUCAAUUCAGUUUCACAAUCGACUGCGUAAAGGAGAUUCGAUCGGUCAUGGCCAUUUUAGUGAUGUGUAUAAGGGAGAACUUUGGCCAUUAAAUCCAUUGUUCCGAGCGAAAAGAGUUGCAAUAAAAUCGGUCAAGAGCUGCAACGAAACUGACUCAAAACUAACGGGAACGACUGAACUAUUGAAGGAAAUAAAUAUUGUAAAACGUUUGCCCAAACAUCCUAAUGUGGUUCGUUUUAUUGGGGCAGUCACUAAGAACCCUCUCGAAGGCGAAAUAAAGAUCGUUUACGAGUUUUGCCCAUACGGUGAUCUCAAAAGUUUUUUGAAGAAAAAUAGACAAUCUGCGGUCGAUCAGAAGCAGACAACAUCGAGCCAAUGUGGGUCAAAGGCUAAUGCAACAGGAGUCUAUGGAGCUAAAGCUGAACGAAUUGAUGAAGAAG
Messenger RNA from Sitodiplosis mosellana (orange wheat blossom midge), 1866 nucleotides. Its product is annotated as alpha-latrocrustotoxin-Lt1a-like. Gene Ontology annotation, biological process: positive regulation of transcription by RNA polymerase II. Gene Ontology annotation, molecular function: protein binding; transcription cis-regulatory region binding. Bases 185 to 1000 code for a protein of 271 amino acids. NCBI's taxonomy places the organism in Eukaryota, Metazoa, Arthropoda, Insecta, Diptera, Cecidomyiidae. The transcript has 9 exons. Gene Ontology annotation, cellular component: nucleus. The record is from RefSeq and is a predicted model, not a curated record.